AUGUCUCCAGAAUCCACACUAAUCUUUGAAGGAGACUAUGCCGUGCGCAAACGCGGGUUUGCGCAUCUGCUAAGGAUGGAGGUGGAAUCUAUCUGUUUUCUCAAACAUCACCUAUCCGUGGCCAUCCCGGUCCCGUCCAUCAUCGGCUACUGCCUGGAUGAGCAGACCAAGACCAUUGAGCGCGUCGAGGAAAACUACAUCCGCAUGAAGAGAGUGUCGGGCGUGCGCCUCGACGUCGCCUGGCCGGGCAUGACACCCGGCGCCCGCGCCACCAUGUGCCAGCAGCUGCGGACCUUUCUCGAGCAGGUGCACCAGAUCGAGCCCGAGCCCGGCACGUACCAAAUACGCAACAUUGCCGGCGGCGCGUGCUACAACCACCGCAGGAGCGAGCCGCCCAGCCCGGCCGCGUCGGUGACGUCGGCCGCCGAGUUUCGGCGGCCGUUUCUGUGGUCCGCGUGCCCGGACGUGGCCACAUUUCAGGGCGCGCUGCCCAACGCGCUGCGCGCUCGCCGCGCCGAGGCCGCCGAGACGUUCCGGAGGCGGUUUGCGCGGUUGCAGCCGCCCCGGCGCGCGCGCUUCUGCCACGGCGACCUCUCGUGGGCCAACAUCUUUGUCGACGAGGCCACGGGCCGCCUCCACGGCGUCACAGACUGGGAGACGGCGGGCUUCUGGCCCGAGUGGUGGGAGUACUACAUGGCGCUGCUGGGGACUCGCGGUGAGCAGCCGUGGUGGCGGCAGGUUGUCGCAGAGGUCAUGAAGGAGUACCCCGAGGAGCUCAAGAUCAUGACGGAGAUGGAUUCGCUCGUGAAUGAGCUGGCAAAUGAAGAACCAGGGUAA
This is a messenger RNA of Beauveria bassiana ARSEF 2860, 837 nucleotides long. Its product is annotated as phosphotransferase enzyme family protein. NCBI's taxonomy places the organism in Eukaryota, Fungi, Ascomycota, Sordariomycetes, Hypocreales, Cordycipitaceae. The transcript has a single exon. The coding region runs from base 1 to 837 and encodes 278 amino acids. The record is from RefSeq and is a predicted model, not a curated record.